This is a messenger RNA of Solea solea (common sole), 2116 nucleotides long. Its product is annotated as atlastin-2-like. The record is from RefSeq and is a predicted model, not a curated record. Gene Ontology annotation, molecular function: GTP binding; GTPase activity. NCBI's taxonomy places the organism in Eukaryota, Metazoa, Chordata, Actinopteri, Pleuronectiformes, Soleidae. The transcript has 14 exons. Bases 57 to 1823 code for a protein of 588 amino acids. Gene Ontology annotation, biological process: endoplasmic reticulum organization; protein homooligomerization.
CGCCGGCUCAGUCUGUGACGUCAGCGCGGUCUGCCGCUACUAGCGGCUCAUUAAAGAUGGCAGCGGCGAAGGAGAGCAGGUUGAAGCAGCGGAAUCACAAAAACAGCGUCUUCACGGAAGGUGACCACAGCUUUAUACCAGACUCUUCCCUGAUGAUGCAGGAGGAGGACGACGACGAUGACGACUAUGGCGACGAUCUGCUGGAUGAGGAGGAGGAGACAGAUGAGGAGGUGGGCGUGGCCAGGCCUGUGCAGAUUGUAGUGGCAAACGAGGAGGAGCAUUCUUUCACGCUGCAGGAGGAGGCGCUAGAGAGGCUGCUGCUGCAGGAGGAGGUGCAGGACCUCCAUGUGGUCGUCGUCUCCGUGGCCGGAGCUUUUCGCAAGGGCAAGUCCUUCCUGCUGGACUUCAUGCUGCGCUACAUGUACAAACAGUCCAGUUCAUGGGUCGGUGACGAGGACGAGCCUUUGACAGGCUUCACCUGGCGCGGCGGCUGUGAGAGAGAGACCACGGGAAUCCUGGCCUGGAGCGAGGUGUUCGUGGUGGACAAACCAGACGGCAGCAAGGUUGCAGUUCUACUAGUUGACACACAGGGGGCGUUUGACAGUCAGUCUACCAUCAAAGACUGUGCCACACUGUUUGCACUGAGCACCAUGACCAGUUCUGUCCAGGUUUAUAAUCUGUCUCAGAACGUCCAGGAAGACGACCUUCAGCACCUGCAGCUCUUCACAGAGUACGGACGACUGGCCAUGGAGGAAGUCUACGAGAAACCUUUCCAGAGUCUGAUGUUCUUGAUCCGAGACUGGAGUUACCCUUACGAACAUUCAUACGGUCUGGACGGUGGGCGGAGCUUCUUGGAGAAACGUCUGCAGGUGAAGCAGAACCAACACGAGGAGCUGCAGAACGUCAGGAAACACAUCCACUCCUGUUUCUCCAACAUCGGCUGCUUCCUGCUGCCUCAUCCCGGCCUCAAGGUGGCGACCAACCCGCAGUUUGACGGUCGGCUCAGAGACAUCGACCAGGACUUUAAACGUGAGCUGGUGAAUCUCGUCCCGACGCUGCUGUCUCCAGAAAACCUGGUGGUAAAAGAGAUCGGAGGAGAGAAGAUCACGUGCAGGGACCUGCUGCAAUACUUCAGAGCUUACAUGAAGAUCUACCAGGGGGAGGAGCUUCCUCAUCCAAAGUCAAUGCUGCAGGCAACAGCUGAAGCCAAUAACCUUGCAGCUGUAGCCGGAGCCAAAGACGUGUACAACAAAAGUAUGGAGCAGAUCUGCGGCGGAGACAAACCCUACAUCUCGCCGACGGAGCUGGAGCGCCGUCACGCGGAGCUGCGGCAGGCGUCGGUGCGACACUUCCGUGCCGUGAAGAAGAUGGGCGGCGAGGACUUCUGCCGGCGCUACCAGGAGCAGCUUGAGGCGGAGCUAGACGAAGCCUACGUCAACUUUGGCAAGCACAACGACGGCAAGAACAUCUUCUACGCUGCGCGGACGCCCGCCACGCUGUUUGCCGUCAUGUUCGUCAUGUACGUGGUGUCGCUGGUCACUGGCUUCGUGGGCAUCAACUCUGUGGCGGCGCUGUGUAACCUGGUGAUGGGCGUGGCUCUGACGGCGCUCUGCAUCUGGGCUUAUGUCAAAUACUCUGGAGAGUUCCGUGAGGUGGGAGGAGUCAUCGACCAGGUGGCUGAAAUAAUCUGGGAACAGAGGACGCCACGAAAGCUUCUCUCCAAACUCUUCGACGUCGCCCGGAGUCGAGUUCCGUUGGGGAAUCUGAUCCCAGCACCGCGGCCUCGCCUCGCCUCCAACAACAACGUCAAGAAGAAAAACUAGCAGCGGCGGCACCGUCGUCCUGGUCAUGUGACACUUUCUCUCCUCUCCCUCUGUGCUCUCUCGCUCUCCACUCUGAGGCGUGUGCAUCAGUUUUUGUUUAGAUGAAGGGUCCUCGUUGCGUUUGAUGUAUUUUAUUGUGUAGUGGGCGGGGUUUAAGUAUUUAUUGGUGGGCGGGGCCAUUGUCGACAUCAACCAUUCCCAAUGUAUGUGAAUGAAGAGCGUGACCACACCCACUUCUUCCUCGAGGACGAGUCGCGAAGUUUCUCUCUCUGACACAGAAGUAAGAACUCUAA